Molecule: messenger RNA, 534 nt
Organism: Heterobasidion irregulare TC 32-1
Lineage: Eukaryota; Fungi; Basidiomycota; Agaricomycetes; Russulales; Bondarzewiaceae
Exons: 2
Coding region: 1-534 (177 amino acids)
Source: RefSeq, a predicted model, not a curated record
AUGGCUGGUAUCGCGUCCAUAUAUCGCGGGUGGCUUGGCUCCGAUGGCGCUCGCUUCCCUGGUCAAGAUAUCACAGACCUCCACUUGACUAACUAUGGACCUGCUGGACCAGUCAUAAACCUCAGACAGCACAACUUGUGUCUCGCGGCAGGCGUUGCUUUUGCUUACCCUGAGAGGGCUGCCGCUGCAGGUGCUCCAUGGGUUUAUGACUUUGCGCUUGUUCCACGGAUGAGGUUUGUGGAUCAUGGCUUGUCCCCUCCUUUUGUUCCUGUCCUUGGGCCUAGAGUGCCAGUCCCUGUUUCAUUUGCCAUCGCAAAUGGAGGUGUACACGUCCUUGGCCACAGGAUAAGGUGGUUCCAUCAUGUCCGAGAGACUUAUGAUCUCGGCCUAAUCCAUUACUACAAACACUCCAAGCACCGUGGGCAUGGCCCAGAUCAGACACCCACGAUGAUUGUUGGUGCAGGGGCGAAGCAUAAAGUAUGUUCUGCCAUUGUAUACGGUGCACAGGUGCAGCAGUAUUGGCGUUCGCAGUAA